This is a messenger RNA of Entelurus aequoreus (snake pipefish), 4666 nucleotides long. RefSeq names its product ATP-binding cassette sub-family C member 12-like. Gene Ontology annotation, molecular function: ABC-type transporter activity; ATP binding; ATP hydrolysis activity. Gene Ontology annotation, biological process: transmembrane transport. The coding region runs from base 15 to 4151 and encodes 1378 amino acids. The record is from RefSeq and is a predicted model, not a curated record. Lineage: Eukaryota; Metazoa; Chordata; Actinopteri; Syngnathiformes; Syngnathidae. Gene Ontology annotation, cellular component: membrane. The transcript has 31 exons.
UUGUAACAGACAAGAUGAAGGAUGAAGAUUUGGACAAAAAACCGCAGGUCUCCAGUCUGACUACCAACGGGACAGACCAUGGCGUCCACCGCGGAACUCGGGGUUCGGAGCACAAAGUCAAGCCGUCGCUGUUUGGGAAGUACCAGCAGAGCGUCCAGACUCUCAAACCUCUCCGCUGGACUUCAUCCCAGCCACACCCCAUGGACAACGCCGGCUUCCUCUCCUUCACGUCCUUCGGGUGGAUGUCGUCCAUGAUGUGGGCCAUGUUCCGGAAGAGGCUGGACGUGAGCUCUCUCCACCUGUCUCCUUUGGACGAGGCCGGGCACAGCACGGAAAGGCUCCAAAGACUCUGGGAGGAGGAAGUGGCCAAGUCGGGUCUGGAGGAUGCCUCGUUGGUGCGGGUCAUUCUUCGCUUCCAAAGAACCAGACUGGUAGUCUCCGUCUUUGUUGGGGUCCUCGCCAUGGUGGCCGCGUUCCUGGGUCCGGCCGUCAUGGUCUACCUGCUCCUGGACUACGUGGACGACCCGUCCAAGUCCAGCCUCCUGCACGGCACGUGUCUGUGUGUGGCCUUGUUCACCUCCGAGUUCUUCAAGGGUUUCCUCAUCUCGCUGCUCUGGGCCCUCAACCUGCGCACCGCCGUCCGCCUCAAGGGAGCCUUCAGCUCGCUGGGCUACCAGAAGAUCAGCUCGCUGCGGGUGCCCGGCGCCGUCUCCACGGGAGAGAUCAUUAACGUGCUGACUAACGACGGCCACAGGCUGUUUGAGGCGGUUCUGUUUGGUAGUUUCGUCAUCUCCUCCCCGGUGCUCUUCCUGGUGUGCAUCAUCUACGCAUGUUACAUCCUGGGUCUGACGGCUCUGACCGGGGUGGGCACCUACCUGGUCUUCAUCCCCGUGCAGGUGAUCCUGGCCAAGAUGAUCAACAAGUUCCGGGUGAAGGCCAUCCUGAUGACGGACAGCCGGGUGCGCACCAUGAAUGAGAUCCUGAGCAGCAUCAAGCUGAUCAAGAUGUACGCCUGGGAGGACUGCUUCCUGGACAAGGUCUCAGAGCUGAGGGAGAGGGAGAAGAAACAUCUGCGGGUGUCAAGUUACAUCCAGAACAUCAACACCAGCAUCACCAGCAUCAUACCCACCAUUGCCACCGUGCUCACCUUCAUGGUGCACACCUUGCUGGGACUAGACCUGCACACCACUGAAGCCUUCACCACCAUCGCCAUCUUCAACGCCAUGCGCUUCUGCCUGGCUCUGAUGCCCAUGUCCGUCAAGACCCUGGCCGAGGCCACCGUGUCCGUCUCGCGGCUCAAGAAGAUACUGCUGAUCCAGAACCCAGACCCCUACUUGGUGCAAAGGACGGACAGCGACUCGGCCAUCGUGAUUGACAACGCCACCUUGUCCUGGAACAAGCCAGCCAGCCGCAGCGCCCCCCAAGCCACCGUGGACAAGGGCGGUACUGCGCCAGGCGAGGGCGACGUGGGACACCAGGCAAGUGAGGUGUCCCAGGAUGGAGAACGUGACGUUCUGCCAACUUUGAGGAACAUUUCCUUCACACUCCCUAAGGGAAACUUGCUGGGCGUCUGUGGGAAUGUUGGCAGUGGGAAGACCUCGCUGAUUUCCACCAUUUUGGAGCAGAUGCAUCUCCUCCAGGGCUCGGUUGCGGCCGACGGGACGUUUGCUUACGUGUCCCAGCAGGCUUGGAUCUUCCAUGGCAGCGUACAAGACAACAUCCUCAUGGGAUCAUCCCUGGACAAGGACAAGUAUGAAAGCGUUUUGGACGUGUGCAGCCUCAGAGCGGACCUGAAAAUUCUCCCACACGGCGACCAGACUGAGAUUGGUGAGCGUGGCCUCAACCUGUCGGGGGGUCAGAAGCAGAGGAUCAGUCUGGCACGAGCAGUUUACUCCGACAAGGACAUCUUCCUGCUGGACGACCCGCUCUCUGCCGUGGACGCUCACGUGGGAAAACACAUCUUUGAGGAGUGCAUCAAGCGCCGCCUAAGGGGGAAGUCCAUCUUACUGGUCACGCACCAGCUGCAGUAUUUGGAGUUCUGCGACCACGUCCUGGUUCUGGACAACGGGACGGUCCUGGAGUCGGGGAGGCAUCCCAGCCUGAUGAAGGCCAAGGGACGCUACGCUCAGCUCAUCAGCGGCUACCAGGCGGACCAGUCCAAGACAGAAGAGGAGGAAGCUCCGCCUCCAAACGCCGCGCACGAGACAGUGGAGGCGGAGCUGAGGGAUCGUUCAAACAGCGGCAUUGUCAACCAAGCCUUUGACAUGGCGGACGAAGACGUGGCGGCAGCUGUUGUCACCAACACUAAAUCAGCUGAGGAUGCUGACCAGCUGGUCUGCCAGGAGACCUCCUCAGAAGGGGCCGUCUCCUGGAGAACAUACCGCAGUUACUGCAAGGCGGCGGGGGGUUACAUCAUCACUUUUCUCACCUUCCUGAACGUGGUUCUGAUGAUCGGGUCUACAGCCUUCUGCAACUGGUGGCUCAGUUACUGGCUGGGCCAAGGGGACGGGUCCGACAACAAGACCACAUCAGACCGGGGAGACAUCUCCAAGAACCCGGACCUGCACUUCUACCAGCUGGUCUACGGCAUGAUGGUGGUCGUCAUGGUGACGCUGGCCCUCGUCAAGUGCUUCAUCUACACGCGCGUCACCUUGAACGCCGCCUGCACCUUCCACGACACCAUGUUGAAGAAGAUCAUGGCCAGCCCCAUGAGCUUCUUCGACACCACACCCACGGGCCGCGUCCUCAACCGCUUCUCCAAGGACCAGGACGAGGUGGACAGCGUGCUGCCGCUCCACAUGGACCCCUUCCUGCAGUUCGCCCUGCUGGUGGCCUGCACCGUGGUCGUCGUCUCCACCGUCUUCCCCGCCAUGCUGCUCGCCGUGGCGGUCAUGGGGCUCCUGUUCGCCCUCAUGCUCUUCAUCUCCCAGAAGAGCAUUCGCCAGAUGAAGAAGAUGGAGAACGUCAGCCGCUCGCCGUGCAUCUCCCUCACCACCUCCACCCUGCAGGGCCUCAGCACCAUCCACGCCUUCGCCAUGAGGGACAAGCACGUCCAGCUCUUCAAGUCCCUCAACGACAUCAACUCCAACCACUUCCUGCUCUUCAUCUCGGGGACGCGCUGGCUGGCCUUCAGGCUGGACGUCAUGGCGGCAUCCCUCACCCUGCUGGUCUCGCUCUUCGCCGUCCUCACCAGCAAUGAGCACAUCAGUCCCGCCUUGAAGGGCCUGGCCCUGUCCUACACCAUCCAGCUGACGGGCAUGCUGCAGUACGUGGUGAGGCAGGCCACGGAGGUGGAGGCCAGGUUCAACUCUGUGGAGCGUCUGCAGGAGUACAUCACGGGUUGUACGUCCGAGGCCCCCAGACACCUCCAGGACUCUGAGGUCCCGGGGGACUGGCCCAAGAACGGGGCCAUCUCCUUCCAGGACUACCAGAUGAGGUACCGGCACAACACGCCCGUCGUCCUCCACGGGCUGGACUUCCUGGUGCGAGCCGGAGAGAAGCUGGGCAUCGUGGGAAGGACGGGUUCUGGGAAGUCCUCCUUAGGCGUGUCCCUGUUCAGGCUGGUGGAGCCGGCAGCAGGACGCAUCCUGAUCGACGGAGUGGACAUCUCCCACGUGGGCCUGCAGGAUCUGCGCAGCAAACUGUCCAUCAUCCCUCAGGACCCCGUGCUCUUCAUCGGCACCGUCAGGUACAACCUGGACCCCUUCGGCACGCGCAGCGACCAGGACCUGUGGACGGCCCUGGAGAGGACCUACAUGAAGGAUAUGAUCUCCAGACUGGACGGACAGCUUGAGGCGCAGGUGUGUGAGAACGGGGAGAACUUCUCAGUGGGCGAGCGACAGUUGAUGUGCAUGGCCCGAGCACUGUUGCGCAACUCCAAGAUCAUCCUCCUGGACGAGGCCACAGCUUCCAUCGACGCUCAGACGGACGCUCUGAUCCAGACCACCAUCAGUGAUGCCUUCAGGGACUGCACGGUGCUCACCAUCGCACACCGCAUCCACACUGUCAUGCAGGCACACCGCAUCCUGGUCAUGGAGCACGGCAAGGUGGCAGAGUUGGACAGUCCAGAUGUUCUGUCCAGAAGGCCAGACUCUCUCUUCUCUUCACUGCUGGCGGCCGCAAACUCUGGCAGCCAAUCACACGCACUUUGACCUGCACCUGCACUUUGACCUGGACACAACAUUAGGGACAGUGGGCGGUGCUAGUGCAGGGGUGUCCAAACUUUUUCCACUGAGGGCCACAAUCAUUUUCAUAUUUGUCAUUUUCAAAAGCAAUACAAUAUAUGUACUUUUUUAAAAUGUUCAAAAUAAGUCAUUUAUUUAUAAAUAUAAAUAUAUAUUUGAUUCAACACUUUAAUCUCUAGAUAAACGUCAGGUUUACGAUAUAAAGUUGCUUUAUUGUUGUUGUUUUUUAAUGUUUUUUCUUAAAACCUUGUUGUUUUUUUUAUGGCAAACACACAAAAUAUGCAAUCUAAAAAUACAAAAAAUGUAAUUGGAACCUCUAAUAUGUCAAUAAUUCAUACACGAUAUUGAUUUGUAUUUAUUAUUAUUUUUGAGCAAUGACCGUUUAAAAAAAAAAAAUCCCACUAAAAUGUUUGGAGAUCCAAAAGGGCCCCACUCAUAAAAGUAAGUGUGAUAAGUCUUAAUAUGUAUAUUUUUAUUCUUUU